GAUGCGCAACUUUGUUGCAAUAUGUUGUUUCAUUGAAUGAAGCCUGCCUGCUGGAAAUUAUGGUUUCGCCUGGCGUCGUCUUCGCCAGACCCUCCUACAGACGAGUGCCAUUCUUAAGCAUCAUAUUACUUCCUAUACUGACUUUACUGUCACUAAGAGGUACCCGGGCAGAGGUGUACUCGGGUGUUCCAAUUGGCUUGCGAAGCCUCUUCUUCAGCGUGGACAUCUGUACCUGGCGCUCAGACAUCCGAACGUCGCAGGCUCUGGAGGGCGUCCUCUUUGAGAACGCCGCGGCCCCGGGGCAGCCGACCAUCGAGGGGUUCUACCGUGUGUGCUCAUAUGGGAAAGUGUCAUUCAAGCGCGACAACGCAGCAUUCCUGGGCCCAUUGCGUGUUGCCUGCACCGGGGCAGUGUUGGCCGGGCCAAGGCCGCCACCCCUGUCGCCACCACGGCGGGCUUCCCCACCACCUCCACCCGGUCACGAACAGCCUGCUGCUCCAGGUGCAGCUGCUCGUGCAACGCCCACAAUAAUUGGUUCUACCUUCAGCCUCAGAAGGAAUGCCACGUACGAUGACUGGUGGGACUUCAGCAAAUACUGCACGCUGAGUGAAACCAAGGCAGUGCAAAGAGCAUCAUUGGACUAUGCUCAGCAGCAGGCAGCUGCCGCUGGCUUCGGUGGCCAGCAGUGGACAGCAAACCUUUCGGGGUUGGUGGCCCCACCAACGAGCCGGCUGCGGACAAUCUUCUUGACCCCUCUUGACACAAAGUGCAUGUGGGCUUCAUUUAGUGACAACUUCUGCACAGGUCCCACCUGCGCAGUGUUCAUGCGCAUGUCAGUGUCUGAUGUUGGCUUCUUUUAUACGCUUUUGCGAUCACUGCAAAAAACGCAUGGAGCGAUGCCGACAACAUUCAAUGGGAAGCAGUACCCAGAGGGUGACGUGGAUCCUGUCCCUGAACUCCUUGAAAUAACCUCUGCGGUGCUUGCUUCACGGUUCUAUACAAAGCCAUACGUUUGCCAUAACGCACCAUCCAUGUACCGAUUUGGCUGGGCCACAGCUAUUCAGGGUGGUAAUCUCUCGGCUGCCAACUUCACGUUUUCUUCUAAUAAUGGCUGGAUAUCUGGACUGCGGAUUCCGCCGGCAGCUGCCACGGACGCUAACUAUGUCAGCGUCAACCUGGAGCGCAUGGCAGCGAAUCAAAGUCGGAAUUUCUUGACGUUUAAUGGAAUACCUGUGCCCCCAACCAUCUUCAUCAGCUACCGUGUCAUGGAUCGUUACAGUCAGUUUGACAAUGGCAUGGCUCCGUCCCAAAAUGGCUCCGUAUUCAUUCACAAGCACAUUGAAAGCCAGUAUGAGAGUGUUCUUGAUAGCCCGGAGCUGCUGUCAGUCCUUCACGUGGACGGAGUAACGAGCUUUGAUACACCCAUCUUCUCGAAUUAUUCGGACAUAGCUGGCACAGGCGGGAAUGUGCGGGUCGUACUUCGACAUGUUUUGGGCGGACAGGCUGUCAUUGAUUUAUGCAGAAUUACAGCUGCAACUGAGUGUUCAGAAGGCACGGCGGCCUGCAGUGAUGGCGUGGAUCAAGACUGCGACGGUCUGGUUGAUGGAGAUGACCCGGAUUGUGACCCGUCCUCUUCCUGUGCUCCCAAGUCGCUGACUCCGCCGCUGCCUCAGCCGCCGAGGCCGCCCAGACCGAUAAAACC
Chlamydomonas reinhardtii is the source of this 1702-nucleotide messenger RNA. RefSeq lists its product as uncharacterized. The record is from RefSeq and is a predicted model, not a curated record. The transcript has 5 exons. NCBI's taxonomy places the organism in Eukaryota, Viridiplantae, Chlorophyta, Chlorophyceae, Chlamydomonadales, Chlamydomonadaceae. Bases 340 to 531 code for a protein of 63 amino acids.